AUGACGUCCAAGAUUAAAGUUGGGAAGACCGGCUCCAAAAACAAGGAGGAUGCCCCCUAUGAGCUUGAGAGCCAGUUUGUUUUGCGUCUGCCUACAGAGUAUGCCUCGACAGUGAGAAGAAUUGCCCAGUCGAGCAGCAUGAACAUGAAGGACAGGCUUACUAUUGAACUCCACCCUGAUGGACGGCAUGGCAUUGUGAGAGUCGACCGUGUCCCUUUGGCGUGUAAACUUGUAGACCUUCCCUGUAUGAUCGAAUCACUCAAAACUGUUGACAAGAAGACAUUCUACAAAACAGCUGAUGUUUGUCAGAUGCUGGUCUGCACAUUAGAUGGAGAUCUUUACCCACCCUUAGAGGAACCAACUGGUACUGACCCAAAAACCAAGAAAAAGGACAAAGAUAAAGACAAGAAGUUUGUUUGGAACCAUGGAAUCACCUGCCCACUGAAAAACACUCGCAAAAGGAGAUUUCGGAAAACCGCCAAGAAAAAGUACAUUGAAUCUCCUGAUGUGGAGAAGGAAGUGAAACGACUGCUGAGUACAGACGCCGAUGCUGUUAGUGUCCGAUGGGAAGUCAUUGCUGAAGAUGAAUCCAAAGAUGCAGAUCAGCACGGCUCUUUGGGAAACCUGGACUCUUCACCUGGCACCUCAGGGCACAAGAUGGGCCAUGGACAAAGUGCACAACGCGACGAACUGAGGGAAAUCUUCAACGACAUUAGCAGCUCCAGCGAUGAUGAGGAGGACGAGGGGGACCGGCACGAGGACGAAGACCUCAAUAUCAUCGACACUGAGGAUGAUCUGGUGCGGCAGCUACACGACAAACUCAACGAGUCGGACUCUGCGCAGAACGAGGCCGAUCAGACCAACCAGAUCGUAAUGGAAUAUCAGGUGCAGAUGAACAGUAUCAAGGCCAAGCUUCAAGAAACCCGCGCCCGAAAGAAACAGCAGGAGGAGCUCAUCAUGAAAGUGGAAAACCAGGCCCUCAAAAACCGUUUCCAGGCCUUGUUGGAUGAGAUUAUUCAGCAGGAAGAACGAGAAAUGGAACAACUGGCCUCACUGCAGGAGCAGCUGGACUCUCUUAUAGAGAAGUGA
Messenger RNA from Knipowitschia caucasica, 1089 nucleotides. The record is from the annotation of a GenBank genome assembly. NCBI's taxonomy places the organism in Eukaryota, Metazoa, Chordata, Actinopteri, Gobiiformes, Gobiidae.